Molecule: messenger RNA, 1216 nt
Organism: Ruditapes philippinarum (Manila clam)
Lineage: Eukaryota; Metazoa; Mollusca; Bivalvia; Venerida; Veneridae
Product: tyrosine--tRNA ligase, mitochondrial-like
Biological process (GO): tyrosyl-tRNA aminoacylation
Cellular component (GO): mitochondrion; cytosol
Molecular function (GO): ATP binding; RNA binding; tyrosine-tRNA ligase activity
Source: RefSeq, a predicted model, not a curated record
GUGGGAGGAGCAACGGCUCAUAUAGGAGAUCCUAGUGGCAAAACAAAAGACAGAGAGGAAAUUUCAGCAGAAACUGUGGAACAAAACAUCAUAGGUCUGACGGAAAAUCUGGACAGAAUAUUUACAAAUCAUGCUUUACAUCUGUGGAAAGAUGAUAGAGACCUUAAAGAUGUGAAAAUUUUAAAUAAUAGAAGUUGGUAUGAUGACAUGAAUGUGAUAGAAUUUCUCACAAAGAUUGGACGAUACUUUAGAAUGAACAGUAUGCUUAAUAAACAUAGUGUAAAGUCUCGCCUGGCAUCACAAGCUGGCAUGUCAUUUACAGAAUUUACAUAUCAAACUUUCCAGUCGUAUGAUUGGUUAUAUUUACUGAAGAAUCAUGACUGCUAUAUCCAGAUAGGUGGACAUGACCAGUAUGGGAACAUUACAGCAGGAAUGGAUCUCAUUGACAAAGCUUUAAAGGAAAGAACAUUUGGUUUAACUUUACCAUUAAUAACAACAUCCCAGGGACAUAAAGUAGGAAAAUCUGAAGGCAAUGCUCUAUGGCUGGACCCAAAUAAAACAACACCUUAUGAACUAUAUCAGUAUUUUUUAAAUAUACAGGACACAGAUGUUGGUCAAUAUUUAAAGCUGUUUACAUUUUUACCAGAUUCUGAUAUAGACAGUAUAUUAAGGAAUCAUCAGUGUGAACCAGAGAAAAGAAAGGCUCAGAAGUUGCUAGCAGAAAAAGUUUUAAUUCUAGUGCAUGGAGAGGAAGGAUUACUAGAGGCACAGAGAUGGACAGAGGCAUUUUUCAGUGACAGUCCAGAAGCGUUAUUACAUCUGUCAGAUAAUGACCUGUCCAGAUUGUUCAAUAAUGCUCCAACCAUUGAUCUACUAUUACAAGAUGACAUCACUGUUCUAGAUCUUGUCAUGAAGAGUAAAUGUUUAGAUAGAGAAGUUGAUGCUAUUAGGAUGAUAAAAGCAGGUGGAAUUUAUCUUAACCAAGUUAGAGUUACAGAUCCUGAUUGUCUACUUACAUUUGGACAGCACAUUUUACCAAAUAAAAUAACUUUAUUACGUAAAGGGAAGAAAACAUACUACAUUAUAAGAUGGAAGACCUUGGAUUGAGAGAUUAAUACUAAAUUAAUAAUGAUAAUUGCAAUUUCUUUCAUGUAUGAGCAAAAAUAAAAAUAUGCAUAAAAUGUAUAUAGAAUUUAAUUUUGUUAUAUGAUAUAUA